AUGAGGGUGCACGGGAAUCGAUUCACAGUAUUCUUAAAAGGGAAUCCAAUAUGGCUACGAUCCACACGUGGCAGCGAUAUGCCAUCGAGUGCACUGUGUGUCAAGGAUCCGUCUAAAGAGGCGCUGAAGGAGUGGGGUGCUGGAAGGAGUGGGGUGCUGGAAGGAGUGGGGUGCUGGAAGGAGUGGGGUGCUGGAAGGAGUGGGGUGCUGGAAGGAGUGGGGUGCUGGAAGGAGUGGGGUGCUGGAAGGAGUGGGGUGCUGGAAGGAGUGGGGUGCUGGAAGGAGUGGGGUGCUGGAAGGAGUGGGGUGCUGGAAGGAGUGGGGUGCUGGAAGGAGUGGGGUGCUGGAAGGAGUGGGGUGCUGGAAGGAGUGGGGUGCUGGAAGGAGUGGGGUGCUGGAAGGAGUGGGGUGCUGGAAGGAGUGGGGUGCUGGAAGGAGUGGGGUGCUGAGAGGCAGCGGAAGAGGGGGGGAGGGAAAGUCAAGAAGGUAAGACACGAGGCGGUGGCAGAAGAGGGAUCGCUCGCACAGGCGCAGAGCAGAGGGGUGGUGGCGGUGGGCUUGGAGGUACUGAGAGGCACAGGAGAUGAAGACGAGACUCUGAAAGGUGCAGGAGAUGAAGACGAGACUCUGAAAGGUGCAGGAGAUGAAGACGAGACUCUGAAAGGUGCAGGAGAUGAAGACGAGACUCUGAAAGGUGCAGGAGAUGAAGACGAGACUCUGAAAGGUGCAGGAGAUGAAGACGAGACUCUGAAAGGUGCAGGAGAUGAAGACGAGACUCUGAAAGGUGCAGGAGAUGAAGACGAGACUCUGAAAGGUGCAGGAGAUGAAGACGAGACUCUGAAAGGUGCAGGAGAUGAAGACGAGACUCUGAAAGGUGCAGGAGAUGAAGACGAGACUCUGAAAGGUGCAGGAGAUGAAGACGAGACUCUGAAAGGUGCAGGAGAUGAAGACGAGACUCUGAAAGGUGCAGGAGAUGAAGACGAGACUCUGAAAGGUGCAGGAGAUGAAGACGAGACUCUGAAAGGUGCAGGAGAUGAAGACGAGACUCUGAAAGGUGCAGGAGAUGAAGACGAGACUCUGAAAGGUGCAGGAGAUGAAGACGAGACUCUGAAAGGUGCAGGAGAUGAAGACGAGACUCUGAAAGGUGCAGGAGAUGAAGACGAGACUCUGAAAGGUGCAGGAGAUGAAGACGAGACUCUGAAAGGUGCAGGAGAUGAAGACGAGACUCCGAAAGGUGCAGGCGAUGAAGACGAGACUCUGAAAGGUGCAGGAGAUGAAGACGAGACUCUGAAAGGUGCAGGAGAUGAAGACGAGACUCUGAAAGGUGCAGGAGAUGAAGACGAGACUCUGAAAGGUGCAGGAGAUGAAGACGAGACUCUGAAAGGUGCAGGAGAUGAAGACGAGACUCCGAAAGGUGCAGAAGAUGAAGACGAGACUCUGAAAGGUGCAGGAGAUGAAGACGAGACUCUGAAAGGUGCAGGAGAUGAAGACGAGACUCUGAAAGGUGCAGGAGAUGAAGACGAGACUCUGAAAGGUGCAGGAGAUGAAGACGAGACUCUGAAAGGUGCAGGAGAUGAAGACGAGACUCUGAAAGGUGCAGGAGAUGAAGACGAGACUCUGAAAGGUGCAGGAGAUGAAGACGAGACUCUGAAAGGUGCAGGAGAUGAAGACGAGACUCUGAAAGGUGCAGGAGAUGAAGACGAGACUCUGAAAGGUGCAGGAGAUGAAGACGAGACUCUGAAAGGUGCAGGAGAUGAAGACGAGACUCUGAAAGGUGCAGGAGAUGAAGACGAGACUCUGAAAGGUGCAGGAGAUGAAGACGAGACUCUGAAAGGUGCAGGAGAUGAAGACGAGACUCUGAAAGGUGCAGGAGAUGAAGACGAGACUCUGAAAGGUGCAGGAGAUGAAGACGAGACUCUGAAAGGUGCAGGAGAUGAAGACGAGACUCUGAAAGGUGCAGGAGAUGAAGACGAGACUCUGAAAGGUGCAGGAGAUGAAGACGAGACUCUGAAAGGUGCAGGAGAUGAAGACGAGACUCUGAAAGGUGCAGGAGAUGAAGACGAGACUCUGAAAGGUGCAGGAGAUGAAGACGAGACUCUGAAAGGUGCAGGAGAUGAAGACGAGACUCUGAAAGGUGCAGGAGAUGAAGACGAGACUCUGAAAGGUGCAGGAGAUGAAGACGAGACUCUGAAAGGUGCAGGAGAUGAAGACGAGACUCUGAAAGGUGCAGGAGAUGAAGACGAGACUCUGAAAGGUGCAGGAGAUGAAGACGAGACUCUGAAAGGUGCAGGAGAUGAAGACGAGACUCUGAAAGGUGCAGGAGAUGAAGACGAGACUCUGAAAGGUGCAGGAGAUGAAGACGAGACUCUGAAAGGUGCAGGAGAUGAAGACGAGACUCUGAAAGGUGCAGGAGAUGAAGACGAGACUCUGAAAGGUGCAGGAGAUGAAGACGAGACUCUGAAAGGUGCAGGAGAUGAAGACGAGACUCUGAAAGGUGCAGGAGAUGAAGACGAGACUCUGAAAGGUGCAGGAGAUGAAGACGAGACUCUGAAAGGUGCAGGAGAUGAAGACGAGACUCUGAAAGGUGCAGGAGAUGAAGACGAGACUCUGAAAGGUGCAGGAGAUGAAGACGAGACUCUGAAAGGUGCAGGAGAUGAAGACGAGACUCCGAAAGGUGCAGGCGAUGAAGACGAGACUCUGAAAGGUGCAGGAGAUGAAGACGAGACUCUGAAAGGUGCAGGAGAUGAAGACGAGACUCUGAAAGGUGCAGGAGAUGAAGACGAGACUCUGAAAGGUGCAGGAGAUGAAGACGAGACUCUGAAAGGUGCAGGAGAUGAAGACGAGACUCCGAAAGGUGCAGAAGAUGAAGACGAGACUCUGAAAGGUGCAGGAGAUGAAGACGAGACUCUGAAAGGUGCAGGAGAUGAAGACGAGACUCUGAAAGGUGCAGGAGAUGAAGACGAGACUCUGAAAGGUGCAGGAGAUGAAGACGAGACUCUGAAAGGUGCAGGAGAUGAAGACGAGACUCUGAAAGGUGCAGGAGAUGAAGACGAGACUCUGAAAGGUGCAGGAGAUGAAGACGAGACUCUGAAAGGUGCAGGAGAUGAAGACGAGACUCUGAAAGGUGCAGGAGAUGAAGACGAGACUCUGAAAGGUGCAGGAGAUGAAGACGAGACUCUGAAAGGUGCAGGAGAUGAAGACGAGACUCUGAAAGGUGCAGGAGAUGAAGACGAGACUCUGAAAGGUGCAGGAGAUGAAGACGAGACUCUGAAAGGUGCAGGAGAUGAAGACGAGACUCUGAAAGGUGCAGGAGAUGAAGACGAGACUCUGAAAGGUGCAGGAGAUGAAGACGAGACUCUGAAAGGUGCAGGAGAUGAAGACGAGACUCUGAAAGGUGCAGGAGAUGAAGACGAGACUCUGAAAGGUGCAGGAGAUGAAGACGAGACUCUGAAAGGUGCAGGAGAUGAAGACGAGACUCUGAAAGGUGCAGGAGAUGAAGACGAGACUCUGAAAGGUGCAGGAGAUGAAGACGAGACUCUGAAAGGUGCAGGAGAUGAAGACGAGACUCUGAAAGGUGCAGGAGAUGAAGACGAGACUCUGAAAGGUGCAGGAGAUGAAGACGAGACUCUGAAAGGUGCAGGAGAUGAAGACGAGACUCUGAAAGGUGCAGGAGAUGAAGACGAGACUCUGAAAGGUGCAGGAGAUGAAGACGAGACUCCGAAAGGUGCAGGCGAUGAAGACGAGACUCUGAAAGGUGCAGGAGAUGAAGACGAGACUCUGAAAGGUGCAGGAGAUGAAGACGAGACUCUGAAAGGUGCAGGAGAUGAAGACGAGACUCUGAAAGGUGCAGGCGAUGAAGACGAGACUCCGAAAGGUGCAGGCGAUGAAGACGAGACUCCGAAAGGUGCAGGCGAUGAAGACGAGACUCCGAAAGGUGCAGGCGAUGAAGACGAGACUCUGAAAGGUGCAGGAGAUGAAGACGAGACUCUGAAAGGUGCAGGAGAUGAAGACGAGACUCUGAAAGGUGCAGGAGAUGAAGACGAGACUCUGAAAGGUGCAGGCGAUGAAGACGAGACUCCGAAAGGUGCAGGCGAUGAAGACGAGACUCCGAAAGGUGCAGGCGAUGAAGACGAGACUCCGAAAGGUGCAGGCGAUGAAGACGAGACUCCGAAAGGUGCAGGCGAUGAAGACGAGACUCCGAAAGGUGCAGGCGAUGAAGACGAGACUCUGAAAGGUGCAGGAGAUGAAGACGAGACUCUGAAAGGUGCAGGAGAUGAAGACGAGACUCUGAAAGGUGCAGGAGAUGAAGACGAGACUCUGAAAGGUGCAGGAGAUGAAGACGAGACUCUGAAAGGUGCAGGCGAUAAAGACGAGACUCUGAAAGGUGCAGGAGAUGAAGACGAGACUCUGAAAGGUGCAGGCGAACCUGGGGUAGAGGGGGGAGGGAAAGCAUGGGGGAAGGGGAAGCACAGGGAGAGGCACAGGAGAUGA
Closterium sp. Yama58-4 is the source of this 4491-nucleotide messenger RNA. The record is from the annotation of a GenBank genome assembly. Lineage: Eukaryota; Viridiplantae; Streptophyta; Zygnematophyceae; Desmidiales; Closteriaceae.